CCUUUGGCAGUACAUGGCAUAGCAAUGUGAAGUGGAAACCAAACAACAGUUGUAGAAUUCCCUCCAAACAAGAACCUUAUCAAAAUGACAAACCUUAUCCUAAACUAGAAAACCAGCAAACCACUUAGUUCAAAAACACAAGAAAAUUUCCUGAAAGCCAUGGCAGCAUUAACCUGCCACCUUAAACCAGCAAAUUACUACACUAAAGGAAGACCCCUCAUUUCUUGCACAAUGCAACAGCCAACCCAGAGUAACAUCAAGGUAAUCAUAAAUGGUGCGGCCAAGGAAAUAGGACGGGCAGCUGUGAUUGCGGUGACCAAAGCAAGAGGAAUGGAGGUGGCUGGUGCAGUAGAUAACUAUUGUGUUGGAGAAGACAUUGGAAAGGUAUGUGACAUGGAAGAAGCACUGGAAAUACCCAUAAUGAAUGACCUUACAAUGGUUUUGGGCUCAAUAUCACAGUCAAGAGCAACGGGUAUUGUGGUUGAUUUCACUGAUCCUUCAACUGUAUAUGACAAUGUAAAACAGGCAACAGCAUUCGGCAUGAAAAGCAUUGUUUAUGUGCCGCGCAUUGAGCUAGAUACAGUGGCAGCAUUAUCUGCAUUCUGUGACAAGGCCAGCAUGGGUUGUCUUGUAGCACCAACAUUGUCAAUAGGAUCUAUACUUCUUCAACAGGCAGCAAUCACAGCCUCCUUCCACUACAACAACGUGGAAAUCGUUGAAUCGAAACCAACAGCAAGAGAUUUUCCAUCACAAGAUGCAAUUCAAAUUGCCAACAACUUGUCAAAUCUCGGCCAGCUCUACAACCGAGAAGAUAUUUCAACUGAUGUUAUGGCAAGGGGUCAAGUUAUAGGAGAAGAUGGAGUUCGAGUGCACAGUAUGGUUCUUCCAGGUCUUCCCUCAAGCACAACAGUUUACCUUUCGGGCCCAGGAGAGGUGUUCACUCUUAAACAUGAGAUCACAGAUGUGCAAAGCCUGAUGCCAGGUCUGAUCAUGGCCAUAAGGAAGGUUGUACGACUAAAGAGCUUGGUAUAUGGCUUGGAGAAGCUUAUGUAAAGGAUCAGAAGGUUUUUCUCACAUAUCAAAAACUAUCAAUGUUUGGAGCCUCUUUCAUAUUCUUAUGUCUCAAGCAACCAGAAGUCAGAAGAAAAGGGCUAACUCAGGGAUCACAUAAAAGGAAGGACAGAUUAACUCUUCCAAUAUUAAUAGAAACCCCAGAAAGCCAUUCAGAGAGCAUGUAACAUGCUGAUGAGAUAUCACGUACAAAACAGAACUGAACAGACCUUUUAUUCCUGACACCUAAACACAUUUAUAACAUCAUAGAAGUAUUAUUAUUUAGUCCUUCCAAAAGAUUUUGUUUAUGA
Molecule: messenger RNA, 1361 nt
Organism: Beta vulgaris subsp. vulgaris (sugar beet)
Lineage: Eukaryota; Viridiplantae; Streptophyta; Magnoliopsida; Caryophyllales; Amaranthaceae
Product: dihydrodipicolinate reductase-like protein CRR1, chloroplastic
Exons: 10
Coding region: 160-1053 (297 amino acids)
Cellular component (GO): chloroplast stroma
Molecular function (GO): 4-hydroxy-tetrahydrodipicolinate reductase activity
Source: RefSeq, a predicted model, not a curated record